This is a messenger RNA of Musca domestica (house fly), 1213 nucleotides long. RefSeq lists its product as uncharacterized. The record is from RefSeq and is a predicted model, not a curated record. The coding region runs from base 51 to 512 and encodes 153 amino acids. The transcript is spliced from 2 exons. Lineage: Eukaryota; Metazoa; Arthropoda; Insecta; Diptera; Muscidae.
AUAUUUUCAGUUGCUAAACAGCAAAAAGCUUGUCAACAAUCGGCUUGAGCAUGAAUCCAGGCCAAACUUAUUAUGACAGGGAAACGAAAAUCUGGCAUGGGCCAACAACAGAACCUCGUUACAGUUUAGAUGACUCAAUUGGCUUUGUGGUACUGGAGGCUUUGCGAAAAUAUCCCGAUCAUAUAUCCCAGAUAUGCCAUCCAACGGGAAAUCAAUUUUCGAAUCGUCAAAUGGCUGAAAUGUCAUGCCGAGUUGCAGUUCAUUUCGGUAGACUAAAGCUACAGCAAACCGAGGUGGUUGGUAUUUGUGCGGCAAACAGUGACUUUGUGGCACCAAUAUUCUUUGGAGCCAUGUUUUCUGGUCUUUGCUUGAGUACCACAGACCCCAGUACCAAUGUCAGAGGUCUGAAACACAUCUAUUCUGUGACCAAACCCAGGGUAAUGUUUUGUGAUGGUGAUAUUUAUGGGAAGGUACAAAAAGCUUUGCAGGAGUGUGAUAUAGGAAACCUUUAAUGGAUCUUCGUAUCUCGCCGAACUGAGUCGAUCUAGCUAUGUAUGUUCGUCCGUUUGUCUGUCACGCUACAGGUCGCAAUUAUGGGCCGAUCCUCACGAAAUUGAAAAUGUAGGUGGGGCUAGAUGAUCGCAUAAUAUUGAGGGGUUGACAUGGACCAAAAACAGAAAAACAGUCAUAACAAAAGCCUGUUCUUUUUUAAGAUGUAUGUUUAAGGCCUUGAAGUGGCUCUACAGGUCACAAUUAAAAACCCAUCGUCACGGAAUUUUGCAUGAGGUUAGGGCUUAGGACAGCGCAGAAGUGUAGCUGAAUAACUUCCACCAUUUGCAACGAAUUUGGCAAUUUUCAAAAAAAUAAAAUCCGUUAAAAAUUCUGUUAAAAUCUUACCGAAUUUAGCCGUUAUAUUUGGGUCUAUACGACGACGCAGACCUGUAUAGGUAACUUUUGUCAUAAGUUAUUACAAUAUUCAAAUGCCAAACUAAAAAAAAUCGGUGAAUAAUGUAGCAAAAAUCAUCAAAAACCGAAUAUAGGGAGGCUAUGCCAAAACGUGGACCUGCACAGCCACUUUUCUGUCAUAGUCUGUAGUAUCCAUUACGAACUUCAAAUACCAAAUUUGAAACAAUUCCGGUGAAUAAUGUCGCUAAAAUAAUCAAAAUACCGAAUAUCGGGAGGUACCGUUAUAUGAGGGCUAUACGAAGACGCG